This is a messenger RNA of Ceutorhynchus assimilis (cabbage seed weevil), 1549 nucleotides long. Lineage: Eukaryota; Metazoa; Arthropoda; Insecta; Coleoptera; Curculionidae. The record is from the annotation of a GenBank genome assembly.
GCUGCGACCCAGUGCGUUCAACCAUCAGGUACCACUUUCGCAUUCCCAGCUGCAUUUGUCGGUGCAAUUAAACGAAAAAUUAUGACACCUGUGUUUACUUACAGAAGUACUUAGGUACCAAAAAAGUAAACGGUUUGAUGUAGUGUUUCGACUAUGUGGCGCAAAGUUGUCGUGGUACUGUUGGGAUUAGCUGGUACAGUGCAACAGUGUUUGGCAGCUUCAAGAAGAAGUAACUUUGAAGAAGGUUGUCCAUUGGAACCUGCCUGUCUCCACUGCGGACCAAACGGCUGUGAAAAGUGCCCCAAACUCAUAGUGAACCCGUCACGAAAAUGCGUAAACACUUGCCCCUUGGGCUACACAGAAAGCUGGAGCACAAUGGUCGAUUUCAUGGGACGAGUUUGCAGUCACAAUGGCAAUUUUCUGGGCUUCUCCUCGAACACUCUAACCAUCCUUGCAGGAAUCGUAGCAGGCCUAUCAAUGUGUUUUGUAGCCUUUUUCAUUGCAAUUCUAUAUGUAAAGUUUAAAAGAAAACAUGCAACGUUUACUAGCGAUACCAGUUCUGAAACUGAUACCGAUACUCCUGAAAGAAAGGAUUUUAUCAAGCAACUGGAAACAUUAAGGUUUUAUUCCCAAUGUUAUUUAGAUAUGCUUAAUGAAACAAGGCAGCAAAUAAGACAAUUGCACCAGGAAGGCGAUAAUAGUGCUAUUGCAGCCUACAAGCCUGUUGUAAGGGAUUUAGCGAAAAUUCUCUUACUUUUAAAUAAACCUGUAGAGAAUUUAUCAAUACCAGACGACUGGGAGCAUUUGUUUAAUUGGGCAGAAAAAGCCUUGAAACGUUACAAAAGAAUGAGCGACUCAAGUCAGCCGCAAGUAGCCCAGCUCAUUCACUUUUUACAAUCACCAAUUAUACCCAGUGAUCCUGAUGAACCAGAAUACUCUGUAAGAGGCAGCACUACAAUGAGCACCUUUAAACCUGACCAACCUUUCGGAGGUUCAUCGUUGAGUCUUCAAAGUACCUUGGUCAAAGGGUACCAAGAAAAAUAUCAAAACUUGAGUCCCGAAUGGAAAUUUGAAUACUCCUUGGUGGGGAAUACGUCAUCAGAAUUCAAUCCGAUGGCGUGGAAGAAUAGUAAGGAGUUUGUGAGCGGGUCUCCAUUGUUUUUAGAAGACGAUUUCUACAAGCUAGGGUACAGGCCUCAGGACGAAAUUACCACGGAAUUGUGACAAAGUACAAAAAGCUGUACAUAAUAAUUAUAUACUACUGUGAUUUUUGUUUGAUGUUUAGUGUAGAGAAUUUUGUAUCCAAAGAAACAUAUUUAUAUACCAGGUGGGCUCUACAUAGUUGUAGUAGAAACUCACUUCUCAGUUUUAUUUGACUCACCAGGUACCUAAAUGUGUAUUAAUGCAUGGUGCUAAAAUUUUAAUUAUGUUGGUAAAAAUAAACCAAAAUAUUUGUAAUUUUAUUUUCAUCCCUUUUUAUACCUAUUUUGUAAAUAUUUAUUUAAGCGUUGUAUAGUAAUUUAUGUGUGAAACAAAAUAAAUUGUAAGG